Molecule: messenger RNA, 3176 nt
Organism: Peromyscus eremicus (cactus mouse)
Lineage: Eukaryota; Metazoa; Chordata; Mammalia; Rodentia; Cricetidae
Gene: Mier1
Product: MIER1 transcriptional regulator
Exons: 16
Coding region: 121-1923 (600 amino acids)
Biological process (GO): negative regulation of transcription by RNA polymerase II
Cellular component (GO): nucleoplasm
Molecular function (GO): histone deacetylase binding; transcription corepressor activity
Source: RefSeq, a predicted model, not a curated record
AGGCGGAGGGGAGGGCAGAGGGUUGGUGGAGCUGGAGGAAGCUCGGGCGACGACUCGGAGGAGGCGGGCGGCCCAGGCCCUAGGCCCCUCCCAGGCUGCGAGUCUCCCGGCUGCAGGCGGAUGGAUGGGGCGUCUCCAGGCGGCGGCGGCAGCAGCGGAGGCGGCGGCAGCGGCGGUGGCUAUGGUGUGGUGGCUCGAUUCUCCCAGUGCCUGGCUGAGUUUCGGACGUGGUUAAGGACCAACUGGUUGAGGUUCAAUGCAGACAAGACGGAUGUGAUGCUGAAAAUGUGCAUCAGAUGUUUAUGUUUAAUUGGUUUACAGACUGUCUCUGGAUUCUUUUCCUGUCAAAUUACAAGCCAUCUGUUGAGUCUUCAAGUCCAGAAAUGGAUGAAAUGUUUGACUGCCCAUGAAAGUACAGGAGGCUCAGCAACAUCAGAGGACCAUGAGUUUGAUCCAUCAGCUGACAUGCUGGUUCAUGAUUUUGAUGAUGAGCGAACAUUAGAAGAAGAAGAAAUGAUGGAAGGAGAGACAAACUUCAGUUCUGAAAUAGAGGAUCUUGCAAGGGAAGGCGACAUGCCAAUCCACGAGCUUCUCAGCCUCUAUGGUUAUGACAGCACUGUUCGGUUACCUGAAGAAGAUGAGGAGGAAGAGGACGAGGAGGAGGAAGGUGAAGAUGAUGAAGAUGCUGAUAAUGAUGACAACAGUGGCUGUAGUGGGGAAAAUAAAGAAGAGAAUAUAAAGGAUUCAUCGGGUCAGGAGGAUGAAACUCAGUCUUCCAAUGAUGAUCCAUCACAAUCUGUUACUUCCCAAGAUGCUCAGGAAAUAAUUCGCCCACGUCGAUGUAAAUAUUUUGAUACAAAUAGUGAGAUAGAAGAAGAAUCUGAAGAAGAUGAAGAUUAUAUUCCAUCAGAAGACUGGAAAAAGGAAAUCAUGGUGGGCUCCAUGUUUCAAGCUGAGAUUCCAGUUGGCGUUUGUAGAUACAAAGAAAAUGAAAAAGUAUAUGAAAAUGAUGAUCAGCUUCUGUGGGACCCAGAGUAUUUACCAGAAGAUAAAGUGAUUGUAUUUCUUAAGGAUGCAUCUAGAAGAACAGGUGAUGAGAAAGGUGUAGAAGCAAUUCCUGAAGGAUCUCACAUAAAAGACAACGAACAGGCUUUAUAUGAAUUGGUUAAAUGCAGUUUUGAUACAGAAGAAGCCUUGAGAAGAUUGAGAUUUAAUGUCAAAGCAGCUCGAGAGGAAUUAUCUGUGUGGACAGAGGAAGAGUGUAGAAAUUUUGAACAAGGGCUGAAGGCCUAUGGAAAAGAUUUUCAUCUGAUCCAGGCUAAUAAAGUCCGAACAAGAUCAGUUGGUGAAUGUGUAGCAUUCUAUUACAUGUGGAAAAAGUCUGAGCGUUAUGAUUUCUUUGCUCAGCAAACAAGAUUUGGAAAAAAGAAAUAUAAUCUUCAUCCUGGUGUAACGGAUUACAUGGAUCGUCUUUUGGAUGAGAGUGAAAGUGCUGCUUCAAGCCGAGCACCAUCCCCUCCCCCUACUGCAUCAAAUAGUAGUAACAGCCAGUCGGAGAAAGAAGAUGGCACUAUCAGCAAUAGUAAUCAAAAUGGUGUGUCAUCUAAUGGACCAGGUGAAAUACUAAACAAAGAAGAAGUAAAAGUUGAAGGCUUACAUGUUAAUGGACCAACAGGUGGAAAUAAGAAACCACUUCAUACUGAUAUGGACACUAAUGGUUAUGAAGCAGAUAACCUGACCACUGACCCAAAACUUGCCCAUAUGACUGCAAGAAAUGAAAAUGAUUGUGAUGAAAAAAAUGAGAGGCCUGCCAAAAGGCGGCGGGUCAACAGCAGUGGGAAAGAAAGUCCGGCUUCGUCUGAGUUCUUCCAGGAGGCAGUCUCGCAUGGGAAGUUUGAGGAACAUGAAAACACAAACGACUAAGUCCUAGGCCUGUGUUACUUUCUUUGCAGUAAAUUCUGGUGUGACUACAAUUUUCAGGGUUGGUGGGUGACCUUUAGAAAGCUGAUUCCUUGAAGUAGUUGGUUCAAUCUUGGUGUUUGAAUUGAGUCCUCACGUUAAGAAAUGGGAUUCAUAGUUCCACCUUUUGCAAGUUCUUUUACUUCAAAUUGUUGAAGACCUCUUUAAGGAUAUAAAAACAUUGGUAAAUUUGAAUGACCCAAAGACUUACCUGUACCUUCUCAUUUGAGAUACUAAUCAUAAAUUUGACUAAAAGGUAAUUUUUCCUUAUUUUUAAGAGGAAGAAUAGUCGGGGAGGGGGGGGGACAAGUUUGGGUUUCUGCUCAAUACCAAUUUUUUGAUUAUCUAGAAAUGUCUUUACAACAGACAUUUUUCUCUCCUUACAAACUGAACUAAGGAAACCCUCAUGAAUCCUGAAGGUUAUGCUAGCAUGAUUUUUAUAUGUAGAAGUUUAAAAAUAAACCAAGUCAGGUUUGUAUUUGUAAAAUUGUUGACAUCAAUGAUGUCUUUCCAUAUUCUUAUCUGGGCUUAAGAAAUACAUUCUGUAUUUUUCCAGAUUCUUUGUAGCCUUUGAAAGAUUUUUACAGUACAUAUGUCUUGACUGAGCUGUCCUUUCUUAAUACAAAAAGCUUGUAUAAUUUUCUUAACUUGUACAGUUGGUAAACUUUUAUGAGAGGAACUGAUAUUCUGAGUCUGUCAGCUUUCAUUUUAUUUUGCUAAGAUUUUUCUAAUGAAUUUUUAAGUGUGUGUAGUUAACCAAGUCAUGUUUCUUAUCCAGGUGGUAAAAGCAUUCAUAAAGAAUUAUAAACAUAUUUUUUUUUCAAACUUAUACCUAUGGACAAAUAAUUUGGGGCCUCUGGAGUUCAGCAUGAUACUCAGACUGCAAGCUUGUGUGCAUUUGCUAUAAUUUUCAAAAUUAUUUUUGAAGCAAAACAAAGACUUACUGUUAGCUUAAAUGCGUAAAUGUAUUGUGCUGAAUAGAAUCCUGUUCUAUUACUCUCGUGCACUAUAAGAUUUUCCAUUGUUUUCAUUAAGUCAACAGAAAGGAAAGGCCAGGUGAUUUUGAAAUAUUGUCACAUCUAUAAUAACUAUUGACAGGUAGCAAUAUUGAUUUUUAUGAGAAAAUAAUGGUUUUAAGAAUUUUCAGACCUUUCCAGUUACAAUCCAGUUUGUCAGAUUUGAUACUGUUUUUCCAAAAUGAAACAGAUACAAAAUUA